Lontra canadensis (Northern American river otter) is the source of this 2041-nucleotide messenger RNA. It is a transcript of the gene ALDH6A1, whose product is annotated as aldehyde dehydrogenase 6 family member A1. Gene Ontology annotation, biological process: thymine catabolic process; L-valine catabolic process. The record is from RefSeq and is a predicted model, not a curated record. Bases 4 to 1608 code for a protein of 534 amino acids. Gene Ontology annotation, molecular function: methylmalonate-semialdehyde dehydrogenase (acylating, NAD+) activity; malonate-semialdehyde dehydrogenase (acetylating, [NAD(P)+]) activity. Lineage: Eukaryota; Metazoa; Chordata; Mammalia; Carnivora; Mustelidae. The transcript has 12 exons. Gene Ontology annotation, cellular component: mitochondrion.
ACCAUGGCGGCGGCGGUGGUGGCAGCGGCGGCAAUGCGGGCACGGAUCCUGCAGGUCUCUUCCAAAGUGAAUUCCACUUGGUAUCCAGCAUCCUCCUUCUCUUCAUCAGUGCCAACUGUAAAGCUCUUCAUUGAUGGGAAAUUUGUUGAAUCCAAAAGUGACAAAUGGAUUGACAUCCACAACCCAGCCACCAAUGAGGUCAUUGGUCGGGUUCCUCAGGCUACCAAGGCUGAAAUGGAUGCAGCUGUUGCUUCCUGCAAACGUGCUUUUCCUGCAUGGGCAGACACUUCAGUGUUAAGCCGCCAGCAGGUCCUACUCCGCUAUCAACAGCUCAUUAAAGAAAACUUGAAAGAAAUUGCCAAGUUAAUCACACUGGAACAAGGGAAGACCCUCGCUGAUGCUGAAGGAGACGUAUUCCGAGGCCUUCAGGUGGUCGAGCAUGCCUGCAGUGUGACAUCCCUCCUGCUGGGAGAGACCAUGCCAUCCAUCACCAAAGAUAUGGACCUUUAUUCCUACCGUCUGCCUCUGGGGCUAUGUGCAGGCAUCACUCCGUUCAACUUUCCUGCCAUGAUCCCCCUUUGGAUGUUUCCCAUGGCCAUGGUGUGUGGAAAUACCUUCCUGUUGAAACCAUCAGAGCGAGUUCCCGGAGCAAGCAUGCUUCUUGCUAAGUUGCUCCAGGACUCUGGUGCCCCAGACGGAACACUGAACAUCGUCCACGGACAACAUGACGCUGUAAACUUUAUUUGUGAUCAUCCGGAUAUCAAAGCAAUCAGCUUUGUGGGAUCCAACCAGGCAGGAGAGUACAUCUUCGAGAGAGGGUCAAGACAUGGCAAGAGAGUUCAAGCCAAUAUGGGAGCCAAGAACCAUGGGGUAGUCAUGCCAGAUGCCAAUAAGGAAAAUACCCUGAACCAGCUGGUUGGGGCAGCAUUUGGAGCUGCCGGUCAGCGCUGCAUGGCUCUUUCCACAGCGAUCCUUGUGGGAGAAGCUAAGAGGUGGCUGCCCGAGCUGGUGGAGCGUGCCAAAAACUUGAGAGUCAAUGCGGGAGACCAGCCUGGAGCUGAUCUUGGCCCUCUGAUCACCCCCCAGGCCAAAGAGCGAGUCUGUAAUCUGAUUGACAGUGGAACAAAGGAGGGAGCUUCUAUCCUUCUUGAUGGUCGAAAAAUUAAAGUCAAGGGCUAUGAAAAUGGCAACUUUGUUGGACCAACCAUCAUCUCAAAUGUCAAGCCAACAAUGACCUGUUACAAAGAGGAGAUUUUUGGUCCAGUUCUUGUAGUUCUGGAGGCAGACACUUUGGAUGAAGCCAUCAAGAUAGUAAAUGACAAUCCGUAUGGAAAUGGAACUGCCAUCUUCACUACCAAUGGAGCCACUGCUCGGAAAUAUUCCCACCUGGUGGACGUUGGACAGGUGGGGGUGAAUGUCCCUAUUCCAGUGCCUUUGCCAAUGUUCUCAUUCACCGGCUCUCGAUCUUCCUUCAGGGGAGACACCAAUUUCUAUGGCAAACAGGGCAUCCAUUUCUACACACAGCUAAAGACCAUCACUUCUCAGUGGAAAGAAGAAGAUGCUACUCUUUCCUCGCCUGCCGUAGUCAUGCCUACCAUGGGCCGUUAGAAACAAGUCUGUUCCUGAGUAAUCUCCCUGUAUUCUUGACCAACUUCAUUUGCCAACUUUGCUCAAAUCAGAUCCCUAGGACUGGAAUACCUGGUAACUAAAAUCUUUCUCAAGACCAUUAGCCCCUGUCAGUUGCUCUAGGGAGAUUCCUAGUAUGACUCUGAAACCAGAUUUUCACUUGCUUUUUUUCAGUUUUUGAGGUAACUGUUUUAACUGUGAAAUGCUUAUAUGGAAUGAGAACUGAGACCUACUUUCUAGAUGUUCUCCCCUUUUCUGAUGACUCGAAGGGAUGAUGAGUGUAUAUAAGAUCUUCUAGUAACUAGAAGAGGACCUCUUGGAUGGGGAAAUAAGACAGAAAUAAUUCACCCUUCGGUUGAUCCUCAAACACAGCCCUAUAUAAAUGGCAGUAGGGGAGACCCCUCUGCCAAGCUUU